AUGUUGCUUGUCAAGGUGGCAAGUCUAAUUUUAACUAUUAUUUGUUCUCAAAGCCUUUGCUGUUUAAUGAUCUACCUACUUUAUUCAAUUUUUUGUUCAAAAAAAAUUAUAUUCAAGCCAAGCUUGUCCAUCUUCUAUUGCAGAUUCUUCAUUGAUGUGUUCCUCACGUUAAGUGUGUCAAUCAACAAGACCUACUUUCUGCUUAUUUCAAUAUCCAAUGAGUAUGCUGUGAAAAACCUAGCAUUCAUUUUAAUAUACCCAUUCUUAGUGUUUGACACAAUGCGAUACACUCUUGGUUUUCUGAUUACUUUUGACAGAUUCAUUGCUAUAUAUUUCCCUGUUUUUUAUCAGAUAAAUCGAAGAAAACUAUCCAUACACUCUAUUGUCCUUAUCCUAUUAUUGUCCGCCGCAUUCAAUCAAUACGUCCUUUUUGGAUAUUGUGCCAACUCUAUAGAUGUGCCAUUAAAUUGCGAUGUCUUCAAGUGCACUGUGAAUUCAUGUUAUUACAAUUACUAUCUGACUCAAGAACAGAUUGUUCAUUUUUCUAUUGGAACUAUGACGAUUUGUUUCUGUACUCGCUUAUUAAUCAGAUUUCUCACUGCCAAAUCUGAAGUCAGCAAGUUUCUGUCACAAGCGACACGAGUUGCACUUCUUGACUCUCUUACAGUUUUAGUAUUCUUCCUAGCUCCAUCUUUUGCUUACGCUCAUCUUCCUGCAACUGAUUUCGAAAUAUUUGGUCCUUUGUUAGCACUUUGCAAACGUGUCGGAUCACUGAUUGAAGCCGUCUUAAUUUGCAGACUUUUCCUGCGUGAUAAAAAUAUCGCUCCAAACAUUAUUUCCCCAAUGUCUUGA
Molecule: messenger RNA, 852 nt
Organism: Caenorhabditis elegans
Lineage: Eukaryota; Metazoa; Nematoda; Chromadorea; Rhabditida; Rhabditidae
Gene: srbc-48
Product: G-protein coupled receptors family 1 profile domain-containing protein
Exons: 3
Coding region: 1-852 (283 amino acids)
Biological process (GO): G protein-coupled receptor signaling pathway; signal transduction
Cellular component (GO): membrane
Molecular function (GO): G protein-coupled receptor activity
Source: RefSeq, marked reviewed